Paramecium tetraurelia is the source of this 4830-nucleotide messenger RNA. RefSeq lists its product as uncharacterized. Lineage: Eukaryota; Ciliophora; Oligohymenophorea; Peniculida; Parameciidae. The record is from RefSeq and is a predicted model, not a curated record. The transcript has 5 exons.
AUGAAAAGGUUGACAAAUUAGUGUAGAAGCUUUCAUUAUUUGCUGAAUUUUGAUGAAAACUACUUAAGUUGGCAAAUUUAAGGAUUAACCUAUUUCUUAUAUUUGACAUAGUUUUUCAAUUUAAGUGGAGAAUUCAAACCUCAAUCUGAUAUUAUCACAAUAUAUUCUCUGAUAAGAGGAACAUUCAUUUUUAACAUAAUGGAUGAGAAAUACUUCACAAUAAUUCAGAUUCUCUUUUUAAUUUUCAAUGUAAUUCUCAUAAUCAGUUUAUGUGCAAAUAUUAUACUCAACUACAUAUAGAAUUCAAAAAAAUGGAAACUGCUAAUAAUCAUCAUCAAUUUGGUUAUAAAUGUGUAUCCUAAUGUAUUUUUCAUCCCAAUCAUCUGGUUAAAUAUAAAAUUAUGUUUUACAUAAUCUGCAUUGCUUUUUGCAAUAGCAUUGAUAAACCUAUUAAUUUCUAUGUUUUUGACUAUUCUGGUUGUAUUUUUUCAAAGAGGAGAUGCACUCCAUUAAUAUGAAGAUGUUAACAAUAAUAUCAUUUUGAUAAGAAUUCUAGUGAAGCUUGCAGAAUUUAUUACUAUUUAUCUUUCAUUCUUGGAUGAUACCUUAACUUUUAUUUUCUAACUAUUUGUAUUUCUGUCUAAUAUAUCACUAAAUGCGUUUAAAUUCACUGACCAAUCUGAUGGAAGAGUAAGAUAGAACUUAUUAUUUUUGAUUUUGAGCAUUACCCUUUUAGCAAAACUCACUCUGAUGGACUACUUGAUAAUAUCAACGGUGAUUUUGUAUUUUUACUCUUAAUUAUUGAACAUAAAAACACAAAAAGUUUUAAUACAAGGGGAUUCAAUAUUAUUGUGUUAGUUAGCUGGGAAGAUCUAUAAAAAUUGUUUAGUAGAUAAACAAGCCAGAAUACAGUUGCAGAUAUUUAAGAACAAUCAUAAAUGUGUGAAAUGCAAGGCUUUUUAUGACAUAAUCGAAUGUAUUCUCAAGAGAAAAGCAAGAAAUGAAAGACAUAAAUUGAUAUAUGCUAACUUUGUAUAAAAGAAAUGGCCAUUACGUGCAUUAGUAGAGUUGCAUAAAGAGUAGAAUGAAGACUUUUAUUAUUAAUCUGCAGUGUUGACAUUUUAAAAAUUAAAUAUUUCUAAAAUUGAGAUUGCUAGUUACAUUUCCACUUCUUAUUAAUCAUAGAAAGUUUGUCAAUUAGUAAUUGAUCAACUUUAAAAAGUAAUGGAAAAUCUUAUAAAAUUUUGGAAUUAAACAGUUAUGAAUUAAUUUGAUUUGAUGUAGUUUUAUCAAGCAUCUCGAAACUAAGGAUUAUAAAUCAAGUAAAUGAAGUUGUUAUUCGAAAAAAUAUAUAAUUUAAAUAGUCAUACAUUAUGGUGUAGUUCACAAUUAGAUGUGAUGAGUUUAAGAUUGCAACAAGUAUAUUAUUGCGUAGUAAAUGUUGAUCUAUUUAAAGCUUAAUAAAUGGAGGAGAAGAUUAAUGAAGUGUUUAGAUUUGAAAAGUAUCAACAAUUCUUGACAAUCGAUAGCAAUUAAUUAGUAAUGAACAGGUCACUACUAAUAAGAACUUCUCUAAUUUAUAAUGUAAACAAAUUGAUCAAACCAAAUUAUGAAUAAAUGAGUAAAUUCCUUGAAACUUCCAUUGAAGAUAUAUCAUUGAUUAAAUCAAGUUUAGAUUUGAUGCCUUCUUAUUUGGCCACAAUCCAUGAUUAAUUGACUGAAACCUUUAUUUAUAAAGGACAAUCUAAUCUAUCUCAAUAAGGUUAAUCAACGUUCUGUCUGAAUCCAAAAGGAUACAUAGUUCCCUGUUACAUCCAUAUUCUACCCAUUUAAGCAGAAAAUGACUAUUUCAUCAAUGCAAUACUAACAAAGGAGUAAAAUUACAAUGAGUCAAUCAUAUUUGGGAUGAAUGGAAAAUUGUUUGGGAUGACAUAGAAUUAUUUUGAGUUUACACUUUAGAGUUUGAUUUUUGACAAUUUUUCUAAAAGAAUAACAAUUAAUGAGAUUAUUGAAAAGGGAGCACUAAUCUAAUAUUAUAUAGAUAAUAUAAUUGAUUAGAUAUAUAAUCUAAAAUAGAAUAUUGAAAGGCAUUAAAAUUAUACGCUUAAUGAGUUGACAUCAUAUUGGUAGUAUCCUGAAAAUCACUUCAAUUGUGUAGUCGGUGCUAAUUAAAUUAUAAUGAGAUAGUAGUACUCAUCUAAUCAUGCGUUAUCUUUUUCUAACUUUAUCUCUUAAAAAACUUAUUUGCAAACAUCAAAACCUAGUACAGUCUAAAUCUCAGAAUUUGAUGAAUCACUUCAACAUAGCAAAGAUCUCAACUUUGAGGGUUGCGAAUGGUAGAUAUUGAAUAAUAAUUAUAACAAUUCUAUAAGAUAAAUGUUGGAUCAAUUAGGGGAAAGUCAAAAAACAAACAGAGGCAGAAUUUAAAUAAUGUAUUCAUUGUCCUUUCGAAAAAUUUAAAUUGGUAAAAGAACAUUAGGAUAUUUCUUAUUAGAAAUUAAAGAUUGUAAAUAGGAUUACACUUAAAAACACACUCUUGACCAAUUUACUUCCUAUAAAACCAGAAAAUCAAAAUCAAGAUCAAGAUCAAGCAAAGUAGAUAAAUCUUCAUGUGAAUUUCCAGUUGAUGAGAUCGAAAUCAUCAACUCUGAGAGACCACAAUCAAAUAAGGAAAUUGAGAAUUAGAUCAAACAUAUCAAAUUAAAUAAUCAUCUUUUAUAUUUAAAUAAAAUAGAACAUGAAAGAUAAACAUUAUUAAAUAAUUACUUAUCAUCCAUAAGUGUAUCAAAAUAAAAAAUGUAAUCUUAUGAUUUCGAAAAUACUUCUAGAUUGUUGAAAUUAUAAACUGAUAGAUAACCAAAAAAAUAAUUAUUAACAACUAGAAUAGAAUUAUAAAGUAUAAAUAUUUAAUAAGAUGAUGAUGAUGUAAUGUAAGCAGUUGAAUAGGAAUUUUAAGAAAUUAUCUUUGAAAGAAAAGGAAUUAAUUAGUAAGAAUAAGAGGAAGAUCAUAAUAAUCAAAAGAAUAGAGUAAAAUAGAAUAAAGACUCAAAUUAAAAGUAAAAAACCAAAACCUAAUUCUAAUUGGCAACUAAUAAGACAUUUAAGAAACAAAUCAAUAUUCUCAAGGAUGCAUUUUUGUAUCUCGAUCAUAUCUCUAAAUCAAACUUUACCCUAUCUUGCCUAAAGAAAUUCACAUAUUUUUCUUUUUGUGUUAUCCUUUUGUUAAUAAUCAAUAUAGGAUUAGAAAGUAAUGAAGUUUAACAACAUGUCUCAAGUAACGAUAGAUUUAUAUAAAAUACUUUAACAAAAGUUGAAUUUCAUAAAUUACUAGCUAUCAAACUCAAUUUACAUGAUGUUGUCAAACUAUCAUAACAGUCAAUAAUUAAUUAAAAUUAGUACAUUAUCCAAAUGGCUUAAACCCAAGCCGAAUCAAUUUAUAUUUAAAAUAUAUAGAAUUAAGAAUAUUUAAUUUUGAAUCAUUAUUCUAAGGAUGAGAGCAUCGAUUUAGAAUAAUUUCAUAUUAUCUUGGAAUAAUUUAAUAACUAAAUGAGACAAGCUUACUACAACUCUACACAUUUUACAUUUAACUUUACAAAUAAUACACAUUAUAUAUUCUCUUACUUCUAUCGAACUAUUACAUAAGAAGUGGAUAACUAUAUGGAUUAACAAUCAGAUUUAAUUUAAACACUUGUGUUUACUCUCUUAAGCUUUUGUUUUAUUGUGUAUUAAAUAAAAUUUUUAUAUGCAAAGUAGUAAGCCGUAAUUUAAAUCCUUAGAUUGAUACAAUAAACAAACAUAAUCAAAAUAUAAAAUCACAUAGCUAGGCUCUCUAUAAUAAAGGAAACGUUUGAAACUAAAUUUGAAUAAAAUUCACUCUAUGAUACGAAUUCUAAGAAUUGGAAGUUAACUUCUUAUGUAGCCAUUGUCUAAGAAGAACUUCAUAUUGAGAGACAAUAAAAUAAAAAGAUCCAUGAAUUAGAGGGAAAUCUAAAUCACCGUUACAUAUUCCCAAACUUUAUAAUUGUUACAGUGCUAUGUUUAUUCAUUCUAACUGGAUCAUUGUUAUAACAAAACUAUUAUAAAGAUAAAUUUUUAGAAAUUGAGAAAUCCUUUUUAAAACUUAAUCUAGUUCUUGAUUCUGGAUUACUUUAUGGAACUCUUAUUAAAACGAAUACGAUUUUAGAUAUAUCUGAUUAAUUGGCUAACAUGGUGAUUACUUAAUUUAACGAUAGCAUGAACUUAUUGAUCAAGAUAUCAAAUGAUAUCAUUCUAAAUCUUGAAUACUUGUAAGAGGAUUCAAUACUAGACUUAUUAAUUUCAGAUUAUUGCUUAAAUUAUAAGGAUAAAAUUAAAUAUUGUUAUGAUAAUCAAUAUCCUUAUAAAGAGAUGCAUUCAUUAAUAGAUAGAGGAAUGAUGAGUUUGAUUAAUAAUAUUGAAAAAGUAAAGCUGACAGAAUUUCUGUUUGAAUUAGCCAAUGAUUAAUUUGAGAAUAAUGAGGAUGAACUAAUUAGUUUUGUUUAAAGUCAAACAUUCAUAAAUACAUUUUUAGCUUAUUUUUCAGAAACAACAAAUGUGUUUAGUGAUUAACUCGGUGAAUUAUAUAAUUUCUAAAACGAAUAUUAUAGUAAAUAUGUUUUAGUAAUCUUGUUUUAUGAAAUAGCUGUUGGUAUAAGUGUUGGGUUAAUGUAUUUAUUAUAUGGAUAUUUGACACAAUUAUAUCACAAAAUAGACUUUUAGUAUAUCAUUUUAUUUUUGAGGACAAUGCCGUAUGAAUAGAUUCAAUAAAAGAACUUUUUGCAUCAAAUGAAAAGCAUUUUGUAAGAAUAAUGA